Molecule: messenger RNA, 1245 nt
Organism: Meyerozyma guilliermondii ATCC 6260
Lineage: Eukaryota; Fungi; Ascomycota; Pichiomycetes; Serinales; Debaryomycetaceae
Product: putative lipoate--protein ligase
Exons: 1
Coding region: 1-1245 (414 amino acids)
Biological process (GO): protein lipoylation
Cellular component (GO): mitochondrion; cytoplasm
Molecular function (GO): lipoyltransferase activity
Source: RefSeq, a predicted model, not a curated record
AUGAUUCGGUUUGCAACACAAUAUCGUGCGGUGAGGCCGAGCCUUCGUAGAACCUUCAUAACUCCUCCAUUUGAAAGCGACUUGACGGAGGUGGAUGCAGAUGACUUCAAUUUGGCUGAUUUCCAACAUAUUGAUCCCACAAAGAUAAAGCCAACCGAACAAAACACAGAUGGCUUUCAUAGUUCAUUGAGUCAGGUGGCAGAGGUCAAGAAACCGUUGGUAAUUGUAUCAAAACUCAACGACCCGUAUAUAAACUUGGCAUUGGAAGACUACAUUUUCACAAAAAUGCCAUUACCAAACCACAAACUGCAUAACUAUAACCGUCUCAUGUUCUACACAAACACACCUUGCGUUGUCAUCGGAAAGAAUCAGAAUCCAUGGAAGGAAGCCAAUCUUCCUUUACUCAAUUCAUUGCAUAUUCCAUUAGUAAGGCGAAAUUCCGGUGGUGGAACCGUCGUUCAUGAUAUGGGUAAUGUGAACUUUUCCUACAUGACUACCAAGGAGGCUUUCGACAGGCUAAAAUUUGCAAAUAUUGUCGUAGAAGCCGUCAACAAGCAUGCAAGUUCACCGGUACAAUUAGAGGUGAACGAAAGAGGAGAUAUAGUCACCAAAAGCAUCGAUGGCAUAAAUUAUAAAGUCAGCGGUUCGGCCUACAAAUUGACAAAAGGAAGGUCGUAUCACCAUGGGACCAUGCUCUUGAAUCUGAGACUCGAUAUUCUCGGUCAAUUGCUUUCACGAGACGAAUCCAAGUUGGGCAAAGUUGACGCCAUGUCUUCCAUUCCAUCGGUGAAAUCAAAGGUGAAAAAUGUAGAGAUACCGAGUGAUGUCUUCCGCCAGGUGGUCACAAACGCAUUCAAAAGCUAUUCUGGUGAAGAACCAGAGGUUUUCGAGAUAACUAAAGGAACCGAGUUACCAUCUGAAGUGUCAGAGCUUGCAACGCAUUUAACAACUAGAGAGUGGGUUUACGGUAAUACUCCCAAAUUUACCCAUGAAUUACGCUCAGAAGAAUAUGGAUUUACCGUGAAGUUUGAAAUGGAUCGAAAGACGGUUGUCUCCUCGGUUAUCUUGCAAUUUGAUGCCGCAGUCAGCGAAACCGAAGAAAAGGUUAUACGUGAUUCGUUUCAAUAUUUGGCAUUGAUGGCGAAGAAAGGUGUUCUCAAGUACUCCGGGAGCGAGGUUGCCGGUUUCGUUACCCAUGAUGAGAUCAGUGACUGGUUAGGAAUGGCAAUUGACGGUACCACAUAA